Messenger RNA from Aphidius gifuensis, 3069 nucleotides. Its product is annotated as ubiquitin-conjugating enzyme E2 R2. The coding region runs from base 1065 to 1790 and encodes 241 amino acids. Gene Ontology annotation, biological process: protein polyubiquitination; ubiquitin-dependent protein catabolic process. The record is from RefSeq and is a predicted model, not a curated record. Gene Ontology annotation, molecular function: ubiquitin conjugating enzyme activity. The transcript is spliced from 5 exons. Lineage: Eukaryota; Metazoa; Arthropoda; Insecta; Hymenoptera; Braconidae.
GCAUAUUUAGAAAAUAUUUAUUUUUCAAUUAUCAGCUGUUUUAUGUUUUUAUACUUGAAAAAUUAUAAACAAUAAUAAUUAUUAAAUUUUUUUCAUCAACUUCAAAGUUUAAUUUUACAGUAAAAAAAAAUUUCCCACGCAACUGUUAAUUCUGGUAACAAAAAAAAAAAAAAAUUAAAAUAAAAAAAAAAAAAACUGGUUUUCCCCUGCUGCCAUUAUUUUCAACUGCAUUACACACAGAAAGUUGGAGCAAAGUCAAGCAAAGUGCUGCUCUUUUUGGUGACUGGUGUCUGUGUAUUUCCUUUGUUUAUUCACUUUUUAAUACUGUUAUUCAGAGUGUCAGUAAAUACAUAUAUUGUUUAAACAAAUCAACAAAUUAAAAUUAAUUAACAAAUUUAACCAAAAAACAUCGAAUUUGUUGCAGUUUAUUGUGUUUAAUAACCGAGAAAAUUUUUUGCAUUUUUUUUUUUUUGUGUGUACUAUUAUUGUUAUUUUGUUAUCAAACAUUUAUCUAUUUAUGAGAAUAUUAUAAACAAUUAAAAUAAUCAUUAGUUUGUGAAAAUAAUUAUAUAUGGUUUAUAUAAAAAUUAAAUUUUAUUUCCGUAAUUGCGCAAAGAUUGAGAGAGAAAAAAACACGACGUCUGUAUUUUGCCUGACGACAAAUAAAGGAACGACAGAUUGAAAAAUAAUAAUAAUAUAAAAUAAUAUAGUCAGAGAGAAGAGAUACAAAAAAAGUUGACAUUUUUAUUUAUUUAUUUCUUAAUUUUUUAGUCUUUGUUGUUGUUCAACGUGAAUCAGUACAAUUGUGAGCGAAAAAGAGAAAAAAAUUUAUCAUUAGUUUUGUGUAAUUAACCCUGUGGUUUUUAAACUUGUGUGUGAAUUUUAAAUAUUUAUUAUAAAAUUAUUAUUUUAUCUUGAUAAUUAUAUCAAAAACAAACAAACUUUUAUAUUUAAUUUUGCAGACAUUUUUUUAUGUUUAUUAUUUGAUAUUUUGAAAUUUUUUUUUUUUUUUUUUUUAAUAAAUUGACAAAGGAAAUUUUAAUUUGAUAAAAAAUAUUAACAACAUGGCACAGCCAACUAGUAGCGCAAUAAGAGCACUUGCCCUGGAGUAUAAAAGUCUUCAGGAAGAACCUGUCGAAGGAUUUCGUGUUAAACUCGUCAACGAGGACAACAUGUUUGAAUGGGAAGUUGCAAUAUUUGGACCUCCUGAUACACUUUAUCAGGGUGGUUAUUUCAAGGCACAUAUGAAGUUUCCGCUAGACUAUCCAUAUAGUCCACCGAGUAUUCGUUUUAUGACAAAAGUCUGGCAUCCAAAUGUUUAUGAAAAUGGAGAUUUGUGCAUUUCAAUAUUGCAUCCACCAGUUGAUGAUCCACAAAGUGGUGAAUUGCCAUGUGAAAGGUGGAAUCCAACUCAAAAUGUCAGGACUAUUUUGCUCUCAGUAAUAUCAUUAUUGAACGAACCCAAUACAUACAGCCCAGCAAAUGUUGAUGCUUCUGUUAUGUACAGACGUUGGCGUGACUCAAAAGGCAGAGAUAAAGAGUAUGAAAAUAUCAUAAGAAAACAAGCACAAGCAGCAAAAAUUGAAGCUGAAAAAGAAGGAAUUGUUGUGCCAUUAACACUUGAAGAUUAUUGCAUAAAAACACGUGCAAAACCAGUAGAACAACCGCUUGAUAUGACAGAUUUUUAUGAUGAUGAAUAUGAACUUGAUGAUGAUGAUGACGAUGAUGAAGAUAAUGAACAACAAAGUGACUAUGAAGAUGGUGAUGAUAGUGGUAAUGGCGAAUCGUGAUCAUUAUCAUAAUAAUUUAAUAACGAAAAAAAAUAUAAAUAUAAAUGAAAAAAAAAAACGAAAAAAAACAAACAAAAAAAUUAAUAAAAAUAAAAUAAUAUUUGACAGAUAAUAUUAUUAAAUAAUAAAUGCCAUUUAUUCAAUUCUGUAUAGAUUGAUGAAUUAACGAGCUUCUGAACCGGGCACUCGUUGUAUAAAAAAUUCGAGUUUUUAACUUAAAUUAAUACAAAAAAAAAUAAUCAUAUAUUUUGGCAAGCUAUAGUAAAUUGAAAUUUAAAUAAAUUAAACUUGUUAUUAUGACAAAAAUUAAUCUUCACUGUGUUGUUAUUAAAUAGCAAAAUUAAUAACAAAUAAAAAAUGUAGAAUUUUAGGAUGUCUUGACUCUUAUGCACUUGAAAAAUUAAAUUAUAAUAACUUGGUAUAAAUGCUUGUAGUAAAAAAAUUUUUUUAUUAUAUUAAUUUUGAUAAUAGAUAGAUGAUAAAUAUCUAAUAAAAUUGUCCAGUUUAGAAGCUCUUAAAAUUAACCAAGUAAUACAGUUUAUGAAUAUGGUAGAAAAAAAAAAAUACCCUUUUUAUUUGUAUUUUAGAAAAUGAUAUUUUUAAAAUUGAAAUAACUUGGUCAUUAAAAAUCGUACUUGAAGAAUUUUUUUUUUUUCUUUUUUUUUUGUAUUUUAAUCUCAAAAUUAAAAGAAGAUUUUUUAAAUUAAAUAUUACUGUUUUAUUUUUUUUUUGAAUCGUAAUUUGAAAAAUAGAAAAAAAAAAUUAUAUAAAUAUAAUUAUUCUAAAAUAAAAAAAAUUGAUAGCUUUAAAUAAUAUUGAUUAAAUUUUUUUUUUUUUUGUUAUCAUUAUGAUUAUUUUUAAUGGAUAAAUAUAGCCAAAUUACUGAUGACUCGUUAGCUUGAACAAUAAAAAAAAUUGCACUAGAAAUAAUUAAUUAGUAGAGAUCUUUUUCGCGACAUAAAACUUUUUUCUUUUUUCCAUUUUUUAACUUCUAAUUUUCAUACUUUUAUUUAAGAAUCGAUUCAUCUUUAUUAUUUUUCGUUUUUGUAUGGUUAACUAUUUUUAUUAAUAAUUAAUAAUACGUAAAUUAAUAAUAUUAAAUCCGGAUAAUAAAUUAAAGUCGUACGAAAAACGUGUAUGAUUUUUUUUUUCGAAUAAUAUAAAAAUAGAUAAUUUUUUGACGUCCAAUUAAAAAAAAAAAACGAUAACGUACUAUAAAAAUAAUAAAUCAGACGCAUCUAGUGUAUUUUAUGGUUUUUACAAGCCAUAGUUUUGUAAA